GCGGGAGCGCGCGCGGGGAGGCGCGGCACCGGCCUGGGGCACCGCGAGGCUCAGGGACCGGGACGGGGACGUGGCAGCGCCCCGCGCACCACCGAGUUCCCUGGCAGUGCCGAGCGACGCGGCGCGGGAUCGGCCGGGCAGGACCAUGAACGUGUUCCGGAUCCUCGGGGACCUGAGCCACCUCCUGGCCAUGAUCUUGCUCUUGGCGAAGAUCUGGAGGUCCAAGAGCUGCGCGGGCAUCUCUGGGAAGAGCCAGAUCCUUUUUGCUCUGGUCUUCACCACCAGGUACCUGGACCUCUUCUCCAAUUUCAUCUCCAUCUACAACACGGUGAUGAAGGUUGUUUUCCUCUUCUGCGCCUAUGUCACAGUGUACAUGAUCUAUUGGAAGUUCCGGAAAACAUUUGACAUUGAAAAUGACACGUUCCGGCUGGAGUUCCUCCUGGUCCCAGUGAUGGGCCUUUCCUUUCUGGUGAACUACAGUUAUGCACCAAUGGAGGUCCUCUGGACCUUCUCCAUCUAUCUGGAGUCAGUGGCCAUCCUGCCACAGCUCUUCAUGAUCAGCAAGACUGGAGAAGCUGAGACCAUCACUACUCACUACCUGUUCUUCCUGGGGUUGUAUCGGGCACUCUAUCUGGCUAACUGGAUCAGGCGGUACCAGACAGAGAAUUUCUAUGACCAAAUCUCCGUGGUGUCUGGAGUAGUCCAAACCAUCUUUUACUGUGACUUCUUCUAUUUGUAUGUGACCAAAGUCCUUAAAGGAAAGAAAUUAAGCCUACCAAUGCCAGUCUGAGGAGAUGGGCCACAGAACCAACCAUCUGGAUUGUUCUUCUUGGUGAUGAAGACCUGAGACUUAAAAUGAUUGGUGCAAACUGAAACAAAGCACUGAUAAACUUCCAAGCUCAACAUCAACAGCAGGACCCAUCCUGGAUAUGAUGUAACAGCUGGUGCUUUCGCCCAAGAAUGGUGCCUUACAGUGAAUGGAAAGAUACCUCCUCCAUGAAUGACCAUUGCUCCUUUAUGACUAUAGAAGGUUCAUGCCAAGGAAUGGGCAGAUCCAUUUGCAAAGACAUUUCCUAGGUCAGUGCUUAACUGAAGACCUGGUGUGUGUUAGGGACACAACCAACAUCCACACUUCAUCUAACCUGCAAGCAAUCCAAAUCACCAGCUCUGCCAAAAUAGGACUCCUAAUCUACUGUGUAACUAGAUUCUUGUGCCAAGACUCACCAAUUCCACCCUCCCCUACCAAGUCUGAGGUACUAACUAGGAUGACUAGCACAUUCACCUCCCAACAUUUGCUGCUUGGAGGAAAACAUUAGAACUACACUUAGUUUUAAUGUAAUAAAAAAUUCACACCUUUAUUGUCAAGUGUUUAUUUAUACCUACAAAAGAAAACAAGAUGGUAUCAAAAGGACAGUUUACAAACUAAUAGUAGUAACAUAGCUCUUAGCAUCCUGUGCCUUAACAUCAUACCUACAAUUCAAGUCUCAAUGACAGGAAUGUGUUGAGCGACCAGCAUGGGCAUUAGCAGGGCACUGAUCCAAGCAAAAGCCACCAACCUUUUAGAUGACAAGUCUGCGCAAUGAACUGUUAGGGAGGUCGGGAGAAACAACCCACAGCCUAAUACUGAAGCCCUUUCCCUAAAUGAGUUAACCAUGAAGGCAAUUAACCCAGCUCAAAGGGUUUGCCUACAUCUGUUCUCAGAGCAGAACUCAACGGAUAGACAAGGAGACACAAGUCAUUUGCGCCAAGUAGGAAAACUGCUAGUUUUCUGCUGUACCCAGGCCAAAAGAGCUCCUGAAAUUUGGAAUCUGCUUUUAUCUGGAUUAUGCCUCUGAUGGAGAGGGAAGGUAAGCAACCUAGCUGCUGCUUCAUCCCCAGAGGCGGUAAUAGAAGGGAUGUUUUAAAAGAGCUGCACUAGCACAGGACAGCCCAUGGUAUAAUGCUUAAUAAAAAAUAAAAAUAAAUUUGGUUGUAGAAAGAAGUCUUUCUAACAGGCUGGUCAGUGUCAGGGAUAAGACACUUCCUUUUGGCAGGCUUAGAAACAGACAGGACACAUACUUUGGUUUCAAAGCAAAGAGCAGGGUUGCCACACAUCUGUGCCCAUCUCUCUCCCUUGGCUUCAGCCUGUAAAACAGUAAACAAAAGAAUGCCAAGCAUUCACAUGCGGAUAAUCCAGCAUAUGACGACAACCUACCUGUUCUGUUGCACACUGAAUCCUACUUUCAGUCCCUCAAAACCAUCCCUUUUCUCUUCCGGAAGAAAAACACCAAGUGUAUUGACUGUUACAUUUUAUAAAGCAGCAAGCACCCUCAAGGCACAGCCAAGAAAUGCAGUGGAGCCUCCUCCUUUAACUGUUCUGUGAACAGCACAGGAAAGAGCAACACCGAAGGUCUCACCAUUGUGAUCUAAUGUAGGAACUGUGGCCAUCUACUGCCCUAUACUGACAGGGAGACAGAAGAGCAGAAUAUUCUUUCCUGCUUCAACUGUUGUUCUUACAAGUUUCAGGAGGGAAAAGCGUUUAAUAAAGGGAUGAGACAAGCUCACCCACUUUCACACUCAAGAAUAGGUUGGACCUGGGCUUUAGUGCUCCAUGAGCACUACCUACCUGUGAAAAGCUGAUGGCGAAGGGAUGCCCAGGAUGAGCGCCUCCAGCUGCUACAAAGCACCGCACAGAACAGGCUGUGAGGAGACUAGCUCUUCAGCGGUCCUGCUCAGGAGAGCCUGGCCAAGCGGGCAGAGCAGCCCACGAAAUCAUUCUUACUCUAGCUCUAAGAAUACUGCGUUGAAAAGGAAGAUCUGCUCGUAUGCAGUCCGUCAUUUCUAAAGAUGCAUUGUAGAUUCAACUGCCUGGGAAGUUUCUGCUAAGUACUGAUGUUUACCGCUAGCUCAUAGUGGCUAUCUGGCUAGAACAACUUUUAGAUGGUCCUGGUUACUAUAUUCAGUAAGAAAACCAGGCGCCAGUCUACCCAGCAAAAACAAUGCCAUAUAUAUACUCUUUUAAACUUAAAAAAAAAAAAAAAAAAAAAACAA
This is a messenger RNA of Meriones unguiculatus (Mongolian gerbil), 3030 nucleotides long. It is a transcript of the gene Kdelr3, whose product is annotated as KDEL endoplasmic reticulum protein retention receptor 3. The record is from RefSeq and is a predicted model, not a curated record. Gene Ontology annotation, biological process: endoplasmic reticulum to Golgi vesicle-mediated transport; protein retention in ER lumen. Gene Ontology annotation, molecular function: ER lumen protein retrieval receptor activity. Lineage: Eukaryota; Metazoa; Chordata; Mammalia; Rodentia; Muridae. Bases 146 to 790 code for a protein of 214 amino acids. Gene Ontology annotation, cellular component: endoplasmic reticulum; cis-Golgi network; membrane. The transcript has 5 exons.